Molecule: messenger RNA, 1151 nt
Organism: Sus scrofa (pig)
Lineage: Eukaryota; Metazoa; Chordata; Mammalia; Artiodactyla; Suidae
Source: RefSeq, a predicted model, not a curated record
GGGCUUGGCACUCAAGGAGAAGGGGAGGAGGGGACCGCAGAAGGGGAGUGGGGAGGAGAGACAGCUGGGGGUAGGGGACAUGCCCACGCAUCGUCCCUCUUCCCGCCUACCCACUCCCCUGUGCAAGGACUCUUGUUGGAACUCCCAAAGUCAUUUCCGGAAUCCCUAUCGGAGCCGGCUCCAGGGGAGGGACCUGGGAGCUCGGGGUGCGGGGAGGCUCCCCAGGAUCCCUCCGGGGUUAGGAGAUGCGACUCACCGGGGUAAGGAGAUGGGGUGCAGCGGGCAAGAGCCCUAGGGCUGAGGUUUAUAAGCUUCCGGGAGAGGAAGAAAAGAGCCCCUCCCAAGCCGGGAGGUGUCAAGUUUCCAUCGUCGUGAAUUCUGAAGAGAGGAGACAGCCCAAUCACGCUCCCCCCACCCCAAAGCAAUCAAUCCAGGAACCCUGCGCCCCUUCCCGUCCCCACCCAGCCCACAAUAGCCUCCACUUUGUGAGGGGAAGGAGCUGCCUGGCCAGAUCCCACUCAGCAGGCAUCCUGGGGGCCCAUCCCUCCCAACACGGGGAGCCUGCACACACGCACCUCUCUAAUCAGGAGUGUGUAAGCUCUGGUAGCCACAUUUGCAGCCUCGGCCGUCUGUCCGGAACCUGCUCCCAAUACACCUAGGCUGACCGUGAGCUGCACGAUGGGCUCGGAACUGGAGACAGCGAUGGAGACUCUCAUCAAUGUGUUCCACGCCCACUCGGGCAAGGAGGGGGACAAGUACAAGCUGAGCAAGAAGGAGCUGAAAGAGCUGCUGCAGACGGAGCUCUCUGGCUUCCUGGACGCCCAGAAGGAUGCGGAUGCUGUGGACAAGGUGAUGAAGGAGCUCGACGAGAAUGGAGAUGGGGAGGUGGACUUCCAGGAGUACGUGGUGCUGGUGGCUGCCCUCACAGUGGCCUGUAACAACUUCUUCUGGGAGAACAGUUGAGCAGAUGGUCCCAUUGGGCAGCGCCCUUCCCCUCCACCCUGCCAUACCUGCCUCUUCACCCUGCUUCCCCUUCAUCCCGCUGUUCCCUCCCCACCUUCUCACCCUUGCCUACCCUCCAACAGGGGCGCAAGAGUAGUGGGCCAGGCCUGCAACUCAUCUUUCAUUAAAGGCUCCUCUCUCACCAGCCA